Molecule: messenger RNA, 3687 nt
Organism: Camponotus floridanus (Florida carpenter ant)
Lineage: Eukaryota; Metazoa; Arthropoda; Insecta; Hymenoptera; Formicidae
Gene: dpr14
Product: peroxidasin
Exons: 9
Coding region: 831-1763 (310 amino acids)
Biological process (GO): synapse organization
Cellular component (GO): neuron projection membrane
Source: RefSeq, a predicted model, not a curated record
CCUAACGAGCAGCGGGCGAGAGCGGAGCAUUCCUACGGAAAGAUUCAUAAGAACUCGAGCGGGCGAAAGUGGACGUGCUUUUUUUUUUCCUCUCCCGAGUCGGUCCAUUUUUUUCGACGCACGCUGCUCCAGUUUCCCGGCGACGGUACGUCGGUGCAUCCCGAAAUAUUUCACGUCGCGUCGUGAUAAAUAAGCGUCGCGUACGCGCAAACACGUAAACACGGGGGAUGCUUUUUCGUCGUGCGGUCUCUUGAGGCGCUGUGAAGUGAUUCGCGCGAUUCGCAUGUCAUUCGGAGUCGGACGGAAAAUUUGAAAAACGGAUGUUUUUCGACGGAUCCUCGAUGAGCGAGCAUCGUGAAAUUUUAGUGCUUCGGACCUCGAAUCUGUCGACGACAUGUGAUCGUACGCGAGAGAAAGGAAGAUAAAUCGCGCGUGAUUUGCACGCCCGAUUUCAAACUAAUCGCUUUUCGCAUCGGUUGCUCGUGGAGUGAUCGUCAAAAUUGGGAUAAGCUUUAUUGAAUUGUUAAUAGACCGAAUGUGUGCUGCUCUUCCAUUUCUUCGUUCAUUACGCAAACCGGAAAGUGUCAAUAAGGGAGAAAGUUGUGAUUUUUGACAGAGCCAGUUUCACAGUGAAGUCGCAUGAAGACGAAUGAGCCUAUGAAUAAUACGACAAAAGGGAGGAAGAAAUAAGGCGGAGGGUGGUGGAGGACGUAAAAAAGUGGAAAAUUGGAGGGCGCAGCGCGAGGGGACGUCUAAUUUCGUUGUCACAGAAAAGAUAGUACCGGUGCUUACCAACUUUGAGAAUAGAGAUGAGUUGAGGAUUGACUACGAUGUUGAGUUGUCUUUCGGCCGUGGUGGCCUCCAUUUUGGUUCACCAGAUACGUUUUCUGUGCACCGCCAAUACCUUGGGUGCGAAGCCGUUUCCAGGAUUUGAAAACUUACCGCGCUCAAUUUGGCAUGAACUUAGUUCACCUUUCACAGAGGUGUAUGAAGUGGAGAGUUUCGUGACUGAAACAGGCGGCACUCCUGAACCGAGGCCAUUUUUCGAGGAUCCCGAAAGCAACAUUACUGUACAGCUUGGUACUCAAGUCUACAUGCACUGCAGGGUACAAAAUUUACAAAGUACCCUUAAGGUAUCCUGGGUGCGUAGGCGAGGAGACGAGCUCCAUUUACUCACCAUCGGCUUGGACACAUAUGCAAGCGACUCCAGAUUCUCCCUGGCCUUUGAGAAGCCUAAUGACUGGCGAUUGCUCUUGCGCUCUGCUACAGAACGCGAUGCUGGCCUUUACGAGUGUCAAGUCAGCGCCCAUCCGCCAUUAAUCAGAACUGUCCAUCUAGCGGUGUCAGUGCCGAAGGUGGAAAUAGUCGAUGAGCAUGGUGCUACAGCUGCCGAUAAGUUCUACAAAGCAGGUAGCACAAUAGAGCUGAAGUGUGUAGUCAGCAAUAUACCGCAACCCACCGGCUAUGUCACGUGGCGGCACGGAUCUCGUACGUUGAAUUACGACACGACUCGUGGUGGCAUCAGCGUCAAGACGGACAUGGGUGCAGCCGGUGCGAUAUCUAGGCUUUACAUUGCAAAUGCGAAUAAAAAAGAUAGCGGGAACUACAGCUGCGCCCUGGCAAAUGUAGCAGCAGCCACUAUGGUGUCCGUCCACGUGUUAAAUGGGGAGAAUCCAGCUGCCAUGCAACACGGCGGUACCUCGGCCCCGAGGGCGACCUUUAUCUUCACCGUUGUGAUAUCACUAUCGUCGCUCUUAAGGUGACCGUGAUGACCCCCUCAGUGCAUUUUAAACCUGCGAUUCGAAUGGUGCUAACUUUCUCCCUCCCCAAGGAGACUCGCGCCCGGAAUGUCCUCUCGAAGCGGACGGGAACUUAGGGCCUUAAGCCCUCUCUGCCACUUUCGCAGGAAACCACAACGUGCAAUUGGUGCGAAGUACGUAUGAAAUGGGAUCUAGUCUCACGCGAGACGUACGCGAUUAUAUACGCGGAUAUGCGUGACAACGAUGACGGAUAUCGAACCGAAUUCGAAUUCGUUUCGAAAUUUCGGACUUAACUCUCGAACGAGUGGCUUCGCUAGAGGCACCGCAUCUCGCAGUUUCAGCGAGAUGCGAGACGCGUAUCAGUUUCAGCAGACAAUUCCUCGAGUGCAUCCCUCGAGGAACUUGACUAAUCGCUUCCGGUGGCGAUCGAUGCGGGAUUCGCGCGCAGAACGAACGAUGCUCGCGCGCUGCGAAUUUCGGGAGGAGAAACUUUUCAUCUCUCCCUUCCUCGUGUCUCGAGCUCCUGGUUCUGGUAUGUCGAUGCGAUGUUAUUGCGCACGUUAUUCGCGUCCCCACAAUGUUCAAAUGCGGAUCCGUUAAUUAAGAGAUUCCGUUCAUGUGAUAUAUAACGCGCGACUAUGACAUAUGUUCGUAUAACGUCGCCGGAGAAAUGGCGGCCGCGUCGUGUGAUUCGAUCAACUGUAAUCGAGGACAUCUUCGUUUUAUGUUUCUUCCACCUGUCGUAAGCGUUUCGGUUAGGUAUACCGACGUAGAUACAUGGUAUUCGCUCCUGAAAUAUUUAAAUGCAAAUUAAAGAUUUGCGAAUAUACAUUUAUAUGUGUGUAUCAUUUUCUUAUAAAUUUUAAUAUAUUAUUUUUCGGAGGGUACAACAACGAAGAAUUUUUUAUCGAUCGACGAAGACGAGUCUUGCGAGGAUACAGCAAACGAGGUUUGUAAAGUCGCAAAAUUUCGAGGACAUGUAUAUAUAUACUUUUUGUAUAUGUAUACAUCUUUGUAUAUAUAUGUAUAUGUUUGUUAAACUUACAUUUUACGUCUGUACACUGUUAUGUAUUUUUAGUAUGAGAAUCUCUUAAUGUUAAAGGAGAUAUUUCGAAACGUCAAACAUGAAUUUGUCGAACGACACCGUCCAAAGAAUUUGGCAUACUGAUUGUUACGAUGAAUAAGCAGCUUUUUCAAUAUUCGUGAAGCGGAUAAAUUUGCCAGUUUAUUGCUAAAAAUCUUGUUUCAUUUCAAUCAGUCUACAAUGCAAUUGUACAAUUACAUUCUGUUGUAUACAGAAUAAUAAAAAUGUUUCCAUUCAUCUGCCAUUCAAUUUUUGAUAAUUACAGACUAUACAAAGUUCGCGGAUCUACAUAUCAUCCUUUAUAUUUCCAGUUUGCGUUACAAACGCAACUUUUUGAAUGAAUCGAGAUUUAUAUACUGUUACCGAUUGGCAUCGAAAUAGCAAUUUGGCAAAUAAAGUGAUCGACGAUAAUCAUUGUUGAUAGAAAUUUGCUACAGUAUCUGAACAGUCUCUUCAAAUGUCAUUAUUACUCAAUUUCAUCUGAUAGAAGCAAUAUUUUCGAGGCUCGUAAUGGGUCGAAGAAAACACUCGAGCAAGAAACAAUGAUUGCCAUGUAUCAUCAAUGUUCAAUGUUAAUUUUCAUGCUCGCUAGCCCUGCGGCGACCAAUAUGCGAUGAACAUGGACGAUGAAGAUCGUUCGUUCAUUUACUCGCUUAAAAAGCCUGACGAAUAGGAAAUAAAAUUCGCAUUAAUUGUAUUAAAAGAUCCGGUAGCCGCUUUCUAUAUGUAAAAUUAUUGAAAUAUGGUGAAUACUAUAAUGGAUUUUUAAAACUAACUUUUCGUUAUAUACAUGAAUAUAUAUCGUUGUUUAAUUUGGUUAUAACGGUUUGCAAUUCUUGGAAA